Loa loa (African eye worm) is the source of this 1666-nucleotide messenger RNA. RefSeq lists its product as hypothetical. The transcript has 9 exons. NCBI's taxonomy places the organism in Eukaryota, Metazoa, Nematoda, Chromadorea, Rhabditida, Onchocercidae. Gene Ontology annotation, cellular component: cytosol; cytoplasm. Gene Ontology annotation, molecular function: ATP binding; Hsp70 protein binding. Gene Ontology annotation, biological process: response to heat; protein refolding. The record is from RefSeq and is a predicted model, not a curated record. The coding region runs from base 35 to 1318 and encodes 427 amino acids.
UUUGAGAGAAGUAGACAACAAUGUUUUUCAUCGAAUGAACGGUGGCGGUCGUAUGAAUGGUCCAGUGGACACAACGCUAUAUGAUAUUCUGAAUGUGAAACCGAAUGCUACAAUGGAUGAAAUUAAAAAGUCCUAUCGUCAUUUGGCAAAAGAACACCAUCCCGAUAAGAAUCCGUCUGAUGGCGACAAGUUCAAGGAAAUAUCAUUUGCUUAUGAAGUGCUAAGUAAUCCAGAGCGAAGAGAAAUUUAUGACGUUAGAGGUCUCGACGGUAUCAAAGAAGGUGAUAGCGGAGGCGUUUCCGGUGCUGAAGAUCUUUUUUCAACUCUAUUUGGUGGUGGUCCGCUUUCGUCAUUUUUCGGUGGUGGUGGUGGACGACGAAGAAAAAUGCGUGGUCAGGACAUGGCCCAUCCACUAAAAGUAUCUCUCGAAGAUCUCUAUAGUGGCAAGAAGUCCAAACUGCAGUUGUCAAAACGAGUGAUUUGCAGCGCUUGUCAUGGUCGUGGUGGUAAGGAAGGAGUAUCGUACAACUGUCAAGAAUGUCGUGGAGCUGGUGUCAAGAGCGUCAUAAGGAAACUUGGUUCUGGUUUGAUUCAGCAAAUGCAAAUACAGUGCCCAGAUUGCAACGGAACAGGAACGAAAAUACCGGAAAAAGAUAAAUGCAAAACAUGUAGAGGCGAGAAAACUGUAACUGAAAAAAAGAUGCUGGAAGUGGUUAUUCAGAGAGGAAUGCAUGAUGGACAGAAGAUCUGCUUUAGGGGUGAAGGCGAUCAAGAGCCAGGAGUUGAACCAGGUGAUGUGAUAAUCGUGGUGCAAUGUAAACCACACGAUACGUUCCAGAGACAAGGUGACAAUUUACUUAUGCAGAAAAAAAUAUCAUUGAAUGAUGCACUGUGUGGUUGCCAGUUUGUAGUUAAGCAUUUGGAUGGUAGAGAACUGAUGGUAACUACUCGACCCAAUGAUAUUUUGGAGCCAGAUUGCAUUCGUGGUAUUCGUAACGAAGGGAUGCCCAUAGCGGACAGUCCGGGUGCUGGGGGUGUUCUGUUCAUCAAAUUCAAAAUCGAAUUUCCAGAAGAUAAUUUCUUAAAAGACGAAAAUGACUAUAAGUGUUUAGAAACGCUGUUGGGCGGUCGCCCACAAACAGGUCCGUUACCGGAAGGCGAAAACGUGGAAGAAGUUUCUCUGAUGUCUUACGAAGAGCGCCGUUAUGAAAAAAGAGGUCGUAGUGGUCCAGGUGAAGUGUAUCAAGAUGAUGUUGAUGAAGAAGAUGAAGAAAUGGGCAGUGGUGGUACACACAAUGUCCAGUGCGCCCAGUCAUAGUUCUCACGAUCUAGUGAUUUAAAAAAAUACUGGAGAAUUCAUCCUGCAAACUGCGAUGUAUCCUGGGUUUUCACAUUAAAAAAAUUUUAUGGAUUGACUGUUCGUGGCAUAAAUUCUGUUGAAAUCUCUGUACUUUUUUUCUGGAAAUCAAUUGCUUUUUAUUUGUUCCUGUACGACAUAUUAUAUAACUGGGUAGCACCUUGCGGUAAUUUUAUCUUUUUCUGAUGUCGAUCAGCCGUCAUGCUGCUUAUAGAUAUUUUUGAGGAGACUUUUGAUAAGCUCUUUUAUUUGUAAGCUUUUUUCUAUUUCUGGACAUAAAGUUGGUGUAUUGAAAUAAAGGACCGUCGG